AUGCAUAUCUUACAGCCCUCUUCCUGCAACUGUUACACUCUAGACCUUCCUUCAUUACCUGAAAACUCUGUCAAUUUAGAUGAGUCAGUGAAGAGAAAACUUAAACUAGAUUGCCGUACUGGGGCUGCUGUUGAGUUAUCAAGAUCUGACAUAUUUGUACAUGGUGGUUUAACCAUCCCCUUAAAUUUAAAUGAAAUCAAUUUGGCUCAAGUCCAAAAAGAAAUUAUCAUGUAUUUUGCAAAAGAAUCAACAGGUGCUAUUUCUUUUAAAACCUUGGCAGAUUGGAUCAGCUCUGAAUUAUUCUUCUUAGAUUUAAUUUCGAGAUCUUGGCAAAGAGUCGAAACAUCUAUCAAUCACGAGUCAUUAGAGAUGAUUAAAAAAAGAGCUAAUAACACAGAUUAUUAUAAAAGUAAUGGGACUGUGAUGUUAAGAGAACGUUUUUAUCACUCUUUAUGUUAUACAAACUCCUCACUUUACAUGUUUGGUGGUUUAAUCGUUAAUCCGAAUAGUUCUUAUGAGUUAACUCCAACAAAUACUCUUUGGAAGUUAGAUUUAGAGACAAAAGUAUGGACUCUAUUAAGUAUGGAUUCCAGAAUUACAGAAAGGUUUGCUCAUUCAAUGCAUGUUAAAAAUGAAAAUGACGAAAUAAGAGAUACAAAACUAAUCAUCGUAGGAGGUUUAAAUAAAGAUGAUGAGAAUGUAAAUUCCAUCGAUAUAUUUAAUUUAUCUCAUAAUUGUUGGGAAGUAGAUUUCAACACGAAAUAUAGAGAUAAAGUCAAAACAAAUAUUGAUAACCAAGUAGUUUCACUAUCCCCAACAGCUAAUUUUUCUAUUCUAGUGGAAAAAAAUGAAGCUAACAUCCCCGCAAUAGCAUUUUACUCUCCUUAUGCCAAGUUUAAUAACUCAAAUUCAAAUUCCGAUUUGGUAUCACUUAAAAAUCAAGAUAAUUCAUCCACAUCAUCAUCUACACAUUCUCAGACAUAUCCACAUUCGACUCAUUUACCCCAUAAGCAUCCACAUACGUCUCAUUCACAUUCAUUACAUAAUAAAAAGCUCGAUCCGGUUAAAACAACGACAAACCUUAGGUCACCUUUUGUAGCCUUGCCACUAUUACCAGAUUCAAAAGGUAUGAGAUUAGCUUCGAUUGUCCAGAAAAGUGAUACUAUUGAGAAUACUGAAGCUCCUUAUAACCUUUUAUUCCCAACAGGUGAUCAUUUUGGCUACAAUAUUAUUUCAGCCGGGUUUUUUCCAAAUGGACAAGCAUCAAAUUUCCAUUGUUUCAAUUAUGAUAUUCAUACAGGUAAAUGUACGAAAUUAAGUAUUCAAUGCUCCGAUUAUGAAAUUUCAAAACAUAGAUUUUGGAGAUUAUUUGUUUGGCAAUCACAUUUUCAAGGUAUUUUAUUAGGUACAAAAGAGGAUGACAAACAUCUGCCAACAGUUCAACGUUUUGAUUUUAUUUCAACCUUUCCAUUACCUGUGCUAAGCACAUCUAAUAUGUAUAACAUAGCAAAACAGCCACAAGUCCCACCACUUAGGAAAUCGGGGCCAAAUAUAACAACACAUCAAAAUUUUAAAGAAAAUGAACGAUCACUGAAGGAAGAUGACCCACAAGUGUUUAGAAAAUUAAGCUUUGCAUCAACUGCUACUUCACAAUUUGAAAGUUACAUUCGUUAUAUUGCUCCGCCUAAAGAAACAGCAACAAUUAGGUCAAUAUUCCCAUCAUAUGCAAUGGUCCUUGGUAAAGAUGCCUGGGAAAUAUUCGGCGGUUCAUUGUCUGAUUUUGAAAUAAUUACAGAUGAAGGUGAUUCCAUUGGUGUUCCGAUGUACCUAUUACGUAAACGAUGGGGACGUUAUUUUGAUAUGUUAUUAUCACAGGGUUAUUCAAGAGCAUGUGCGGAAUAUGAUGCUGCUAGGUUAUCGUCUAACCCAGUUAAUCCUUCCCCAAGAAAUUCUCCUGGGCCCACUUCGGCACCUUCAAGAAAACCAUCUGACGUUUCUUCCGCUUCAUCACUAAGCAAUCAUUUUAAUAAUAUGCGAAAACAAAGCGUACCUGGCAUCCAAUUAACAGCAGCAGAUGAAUCAAAAAGAAAUCAUUCUCUCACUGCAUCUCCAAUUGCAUAUGAUAAUGUAUCCUCUGAUGAGUGUCCCUUAUCGCAUAUAAUCGGGUAUAAUGAUUAUGAUGAUCCUGUAGCUUCCCCACUUACUAGAUCAUCAAAUACUGCUUCAAAUAAUCCUUACAAGAAAAUUUCAGCUGCACAUUCCCCCGGUCGUAAACAUAGCAGUAAAAUGAGGUCUAAGUCAGAUGAACUCUCUGUGACUAGUUCAUCUAAUGGAAUGGUAUUUAGGGUGCCCUUUCAAGAAAAGGAUGGUACUACCUCCAACCCACAUACUUUGCCAGAAAAAUUUAACUUCAAUAAGGAAAAGAGAAGAUCUUCAGUUGCUGUGAUGUCACCAGCCGAUUUGACUAAUUCAAAAAAUAUAGAGCCAGCGCGUCGUGCGUCUCAUCCAAAUCCUUCACCAACAGGUAUUGAUGACAUUCGAAACCAUGUUGCCCUUCGAUUUUCUUCAAGUACACAUAACUCCAGGAAAGCUUCAGUAGCAUCUCAAGGAAGCUCUAUUUCGUUUGUAAGCUCUACUUCAGAUAGAAUGGGUAAUUCAUUAUAUCCACCACCUACUGGAGGUGGUAGUGUUCAUUCGUCUAUUCUUGGCAUUUUAAACAUUGUUUUACCGCCUCAGCCAGAUAUACCUAAUGAGCCAUUACCUCCUAUUCCUCAUGAUCUUCCAUCAUUUUUUUCUAGAAGAAGAAACUCAUUUGCAGAGUUUGUGUAUUCAAACAAGAGCAGCCCUUUAUCAUCUAGAAGAUCUUCAACAAAUCGUUGUUUGAGUUUACCAGAAUUAAAAAGUCCUGAUAGCCUUCCAAUUACUCCUCCCCUUCCAUUAUUAGAAAAGGACACUGAAUAUGAAAAUUGUUCACCAAAUACAACCCCAUUGCAUCAUCGACGUUCAUCUGCUAAAACGAGCAUCGCUAAUUCAUCAAGAAAUAAUAGUUUUUCACGAGGUUUUACCCAUGGAGAUUUUCACAGGCCGUCAAUCACCUCAACUGCUGACAGUGCUGAUAAUGGUCCUUCAAGUUUUGUUCUUGAGUUUGAACCAUUAUUGACGCCAAGGUCUCUUUAUAUGCCAUGGUCUACAGAAACUAUUAGUGCGUUUGCUGAAUUUUUCUUCACUGGGCAAGUCAAUGGUAAAUGGAUGCUAGCCCCAGUAGUUUUGAAUUUAUUAGUUAUGUCCAAAAUUUAUGAAAUUCCAUUACUUUUCACAUUAGUUACCGAAGUUUUAUAUGCCAUUAUUGGUAGAAAAGAAGAGAGUCUGUUCAUUACAUGCGAUUCUAUGAUAGAAUUAUUCCAUUCUAAGGUCUCUCGGCAUUUUGAGGAAGAUUUAACUACAAUGAACAAUUAUCUAAUGAGUGUGGAUGUAUAUUGUGAUUUGAUUAAGUUGAAAAACUCUUUAGAAGAUAUUGAAAAUGGCUUUUUUGAUGCUGAAAUUAUUAAAAAAAUGUCAAGAGGUUAUUCUUUGAGUACAACAGAAAGUGGUGAAGGUGAUAUCAAUGAAAAAUUUUCUCCAAGAGUUUCAAAUGCUACUUCCUUUGUAAAUUAUGUACCAACUGUUUUUGCUGGUGGACCAAGGGACAGUCAUAACUCUAUUGGAUCGUUUAGCUUUCCUACUCAAACACCUAGAGAAUCAUUUACAGGUUUCAAUUCUAAAGUAAAGAAGAAAUCCAGUUUGAACAAGGAAAUUGAUUUUUUUGACACUCAAAAAGGGUUGAAAGCUCAAAGUGGAGAUUCUAUUGAUGAUAUGGGAAAUACUUCUCAUUUGACUGUGGAUCCGAUGAAUGAUGAUACUGGUAUGUCAGAUAUAACAUUAAAACUUUCGAAUUCUCAAUUACAUAUGAAUGACUCAGGUGUAUCAGGAGUUUCAGGUAGUAGACAAACGUCAGGCGCAAUUGAUCCUAAAGGAUUUCCAGCAGAAGGUGGAAUCCCUGAUGAUUUAAAGGAACAAUUAGAACAAGCUAAACUAUGUAAUUUGUCUGAAAUGGAUGAUUUAUUUAUUGAUAAAAGCAUUAAUGUUUAUCAAAAGAACGAAUCGAGGCAAACUAUGCAAUUACCUGCAGAUGAAUAUUCCUCAUCGCAAUCUGAUUCUGAUGAAUUUGACUCAGAAUUGGGCGUGUUGUCUAUGAGUAAAAUGAGACGCAAAGUAGUUGAAGGUCAUGCAUUAGACGACUCCGUUGAUCCGUUGUUCAAGAUCCAGUCCGGUAAUACUAGUCCAUCAAAAAAUCCAUCCACUCGUGGAAAGCAAACUACUUCAACAGGAGGUUCUGGCAGAGCAUCAAGAGAGGAUAUCGCUCAUUUAGAUUUAAAUAUUCCAACGAUCGAGAAUUUAACUUCCCCAAAUGCUUUACCGCCCGUUGACUAUAUAAUGAAAUCUAUUUAUCGCACAGCUGUGUUAGUCAAUGAUGUAAAGUUGAUUGUACGUUGUUUAAAUGCAAUUGAGAUUUCUAAGCUACUAAAAGCCAUGAGAAAAAGAAUAUCUUUCGAACUCGGGCAGAUUGAUGAUAAUCGGGACAGCAACUACCUCCAAAGUAAAGGUGAAAACUUUAGAAUGAGAGCAUUAUCGAACACCAAAUCAAUCUCACCUGAAUCCUCAAGCGCUAGCUUGUCCAUGAUGUCAAAUAUGUCUACAGAAGCAGGUCGAAGAGGAUCACCUAGAUUAUCCACACAGAUACCUUCUCCAAAGACACCUACUAGCAUGAAGAACUUUGAAAGAAAUAUUAAGAAUCCUUCACAAAAUAAGAAAGGUAACUCUAGGCAUAGUAACAUUUCUAGCAACAUUCCAGCAACUUCUACUGCUGUUUUAAUGAACCCAGGUGUAAUGCCUCCACUACCCCCCUCAUCAAAUCCUAAAUCAAAGAAAGAUAACGCAAAGAAUGCAGGAGGAUUCUCGUUCUUUGGUAAAAAGAGAAAUUAA
This is a messenger RNA of Henningerozyma blattae CBS 6284, 5022 nucleotides long. RefSeq names its product Mds3p (gene MDS3). The transcript has a single exon. Gene Ontology annotation, molecular function: protein binding. Lineage: Eukaryota; Fungi; Ascomycota; Saccharomycetes; Saccharomycetales; Saccharomycetaceae. Bases 1 to 5022 code for a protein of 1673 amino acids. Gene Ontology annotation, biological process: cell redox homeostasis. Gene Ontology annotation, cellular component: mitochondrion; cytosol. The record is from RefSeq and is a predicted model, not a curated record.